UAAAGCUCAUUUACUGUGUUUCCACUCCAGGAGAUAAACUACUCAAAGCCUGGAUUUCCUGAAGGUAUCAGUAAAAUUCCAGAGGAGACAAUCAGUCUGUUUCUCGGCGAUGCUUUCACAGAUAGCCGUCAUCAGACGCGCAGGAAUGAGCCUGGCCCUUUAAAUUGGGGCGGGGCUAUGAUAAACGGGAGGCGUGGUUUAUGUGAAAGCAAGGCUGUGUUUUCGUCCCAGCCCUCCAGUCCAAAGCGAAAAGGAGGCUCCGCAAACAUGUCGCUGAAGACGGUGGGUACAGCUCUGACACGUUCGCUGUGGUCAAGAGGAAACGGGACGCCCCCGCUGCCCCGAAACCCGAAGGCGAGCAGACUCUCCACCACGUGCGGGGCGUUUGGAGACCAUGGCGAGAAGUCCAGACACCAAAGUGGCGAGGCGCCGUCACCCGGUGAGCAUCCACACAAAUGUGCGUCUGGGGACACCAAGAGACCCAAGGAGUCCAUGCGUGGUCCCGGUGUCACCGGCGUGAGGAGGCGCUCCUUCACCUCCAACGCGGCUCCGAUGGACCAGCGGUCCUAUCUGUGGACGCGUUACAACGACCUGAAGCGGCUGGUUUACGAUCUGAUCCCUCCAGGGGCGUGUAAAAGCCUCAACUCCUCAGUCAUUUACGCCAACAACGAAGUCAACCUGGCCGAGGUGGACAUCUAUGGCUUCGACUAUGACUACACCUUGGCUCAGUACUCCAACGCGCUCAACACACUCAUCUACAACACUGCAAGGGAUUUCCUAGUUGAACAUUUCAAGUACCCUGAAGAAAUCAAGAAAUACGACUAUCUUCCCAACUUUGCCGUCCGUGGUCUUCACUAUGACAUUCAAAAGGGUCUUCUGAUGAAAAUAGAUGCAUUUCAUUACAUCCAGCCAGGAACAGUGUAUCGGGGCUUGUCUCCUCUUCCGGAUGAAGAAGUCCUUGAGCUUUACGGUGGGACCUUCCAUGUCCCCUUGCAGCAGGACAGCGGCUUCUACGGAAAGGGGCCAAAGGUGAAGCAGUUCAUGGACAUUUUCUCCAUCCCCGAGAUGACUCUCAUGGCUGUGGCCAACGACUUUUUCAUCACCAAUGACAUCGAGUAUGAUCCAGUGCAUCUCUUCAAGGAUGUCUCUGAAGCCAUCGGCAUGGUUCACAUCAAAGGAUACAUGUACAAGUGGAUCAUGCAAGAUCUUGAUAAGUUCAUCCUGAGAGGAGAUGAGACGGACGCCGUUUUGCAUAAACUGGUCAGUCAUGGAAAGAAGCUUUUCCUCAUCACUAACAGUCCCUUCAGCUUUGUGGAUAAAGGAAUGACGCACAUGGUGGGGAAAAACUGGCGAGACUUCUUCGAUGUUGUCAUCGUACAGGCAGACAAGCCCCACUUCUUCACCGACUGCAUCAAGCCUUUCAGGCGCUUGGAUGGUAAUGGAGAUCUGCGGUGGGAGAAGAUAAACAGUUUGGAAAAGGGACAGAUUUACAAGCAGGGGAAUUUGUUCGACUUUCUCAGACUGACGGGCUGGAGGGGCUCAAAGGUCCUUUACUUUGGAGACCAUCUUUACAGUGACUUGGCUGACCUCAUGUUGCGGCACGGCUGGCGUACAGCAGCCAUCGUCCCUGAGCUGGACCACGAGACCAAAGUUGUGAGUGCUCACCGGUAUGCUGUGAACCUCACCUGGCUGCAGGCUCUAACUGGUCUUAUGGAGCGCCUCCAGGUCCACCGCGAUGCCGAGUCCAGAGAUGUUUUUCUGGAGUGGCAAAAGGAAAGAGAAGAACUGAGGGUGAUGACGAAGAACCUGUUCAACCCUCAGUUCGGCAGCAUCUUUAGAACAUUACACAACCCCACCUAUUUUUCUAGGCGUCUAAAUCGUUUCUCAGACAUCUACAUGGCCUCUCUGAGCUGUCUUCUGAAUUACGACACGUCCUACACUUUCUACCCCCGCCGCACCCCUCUCCAGCACGAAGCCCCCCUGUGGAUGGAUCAGCUCUGCACGGGCUGCAUGAAGACGCCUCACCUGGAGGACAUGGCCAACAUCCGAUGAGAGCUGCGCUCUCCAAACAGACUGGCAAGACUUUUCGUUCUGGCAGACACUUGAGUGAAAUAGUCGCUUUAACAGGGUUUCUUUAGUGUGCAAGAAGGCGCUGCCCAACCCAUCUACAGGUUCCAUAUCACUUCCAGUCACAAGGAAGGAUUCCUCACUGGAGACCACCGGGGGGCGCACUAGAGCUACGUUAGAUGAUGAACAGAAAGCAUGUCAAUAUUUUGACACAAAACUGACUGAUAUUUGUUUCCGGUUGAAGCAAUCUGUGGAAGUGUUGAAAAAUCUGAGCUGCGGUCGCACAAUUUAAACAUUUUUUUUGUACUAACGUGUUUGUUAUUAUACACUUUUUAUGUAAUAAAAGGUGCAAGUUACCUUCUAGAAUAAGUUCUACCUGUAAGCUAACCUCUGAUGAAUCGAACACAUAGUUAAAUGUAAACAUUGAUCUGUACGUUUUUAAUGAUUUGGGUUUGUUUUUCAUUGGCCAUUUGGUUGCUAGGCAGAGUAUCAUCCAUUCAUAUCUAAUGUAGUCUGGAUCAAGAAUUCAUUACUUGCAGCUGUCGGCAGAAGACAACAGCAAAGGUACCGUACUCUGCUCUGCUACAAUGUAGGUUUUUGGACAAUAAUAAUAAUAAUAAUAUUAAUUUGUGCCUCUUUUUAGUGUGAUGAAUUUGUAGGAACAUUCAUCUGGAUUUAGAAUCUCUUUAGUUCUCAUUCUGUCCCGUCCAGGAAUGUACCCGCUGUUACUUAACAUUAUUGCUAAAUAAUUGAAAGUAAUGUGUGCUGUGCCCUUUUUAUGAUAAUUGUAAAUAAAAACAAUUAAAAUCAGA
Oryzias melastigma (Indian medaka) is the source of this 2879-nucleotide messenger RNA. RefSeq names its product 5'-nucleotidase domain containing 2 (gene nt5dc2). NCBI's taxonomy places the organism in Eukaryota, Metazoa, Chordata, Actinopteri, Beloniformes, Adrianichthyidae. The transcript is spliced from 14 exons. Gene Ontology annotation, molecular function: 5'-nucleotidase activity. The record is from RefSeq and is a predicted model, not a curated record. Bases 178 to 2052 code for a protein of 624 amino acids.